Molecule: messenger RNA, 870 nt
Organism: Thlaspi arvense
Lineage: Eukaryota; Viridiplantae; Streptophyta; Magnoliopsida; Brassicales; Brassicaceae
Source: the annotation of a GenBank genome assembly
CAACGCGGGAGAAGACGAGCCCUUUGGGUCGUCGUUUCUCUAAUAAAAAGUCUCUCUCUCUCUCUGCUUUUCCCUUGUUGAUUUCUGAAUAAAACCUCUCGGGAGAAUGGAUCAGAUCUUCGGCAAGGUUGGAUCCUACUGGAUGGGCCACAAGGCGAACAAGCAGUUUGACUCUGUGGGCAACGACAUCAACUCGCUGUCAACGAGCAUCGAAGGAGGGACAAAAUGGUUGGUCAACAAAUUCAAAGGAACAAUGCAGAAACCGUUGCCUGAGCUGCUAAACGAGUUUGAUUUGCCAGUGGGGAUCUUCCCACGCGAUGCUACGAACUACGAGUUGGACGAGCAGACGAAGAAACUGACCGUGAUGAUCCCAACAGUGUGCGAAGUUGGCUACAAGGACUCAUCCGUCUUGAAAUUUACCACAACGGUCACAGGAAUUCUCGGGAAAGGGAAGCUGGCUGAUGUGGAAGGAAUCAAGACAAAAGUCAUGAUAUGGGUUAAAGUCAGCAGCAUCUCUGCGGAUUCCUCCAAGGUCUACUUCACUGCCGGGAUGAAGAAGAGCAGAAACCGAGAUGCUUACGAGGUCCUCAGAGACGGCGUUCGAGCCGAUAAAUUCUAACCGGUACCAAUUACCGAUUCUUACCUUUCAAAGUUUUUUUUUUCUCUUGCUGUGUCCUGACUCCUGAGUGUGUAUGUACCAACUUUGUUAAUGAAACGCGGAAGCACUUCUUUGUUAACACUUGGGCAUAUAUAUAUACAUGUUAUUCGUGUGCCCAAUGAUUUGGUCUUGACUUUGUAUUUUUUUUUUAUAAUAGAAUCAAAUUGAUAUAUAAGUAACAUUUAAACCAAAAAAAAAAAUUUGAUAUAUAA